Molecule: messenger RNA, 6219 nt
Organism: Fundulus heteroclitus (mummichog)
Lineage: Eukaryota; Metazoa; Chordata; Actinopteri; Cyprinodontiformes; Fundulidae
Gene: adam22
Product: ADAM metallopeptidase domain 22
Exons: 32
Coding region: 547-3486 (979 amino acids)
Biological process (GO): proteolysis
Cellular component (GO): postsynaptic density membrane
Molecular function (GO): metalloendopeptidase activity
Source: RefSeq, a predicted model, not a curated record
CUGUCAUUUUCCCAAUCUUCUCUGAGUGGGGGUGGGGACCUGGCAGUCUGAAGCCCGGCCAGAUGAUGGAGUGAGUCAUGAUAAUAGCGGGCGCGAUUGUGCAGGAAUGGCUCUCCCGCAUUAAUUCGCCGCGGAAGAUCGUUUCUAUCAGCCCCGUCUCCGGAAGCCCGGGGCCCGUGUGGUUUGCCUCCAUCCUGCCUCCGCUCAUAUUUAUGCAUCAGGCGUUUCUGCAGUGAGCCUCUGGACGCUGAUGUUUUUAAGGAGGUGUCCCCACUCCUCCCUCUCCCUCUCCCUCUCUCUCUCCGCACCGCCGCCGGUCCGCGGGGGUCUCGGUGCGCUCAGACGCUCUCCGCGUUCAGACUCGUAAGCGACCCCACCGAUGGCCCACCAUCAGCGGGACUGCUCCAACCAGACGACCCGCUCCGCCUGCACACCGCUCCCCUAGCGAAGGCAGAGCUGCGAGAAGGCUCCUGUUUUAUUUUAUUUAUUUUAUUUCUUUUGGAAUAGCGCAUUGUUUUUAAUCCUCUAGCAAAAGAGAGGAAGGUGAUGAUGCUGAGGAUGCCAUGGUGGAUUCCCCUUUUGUGCGUCUGUGGAUUGAUGCACGUCGGUCACCAGCUUCAUGCCCCAAAUGGAGACGCCUUGUCGAGCCCGAAGGCUCCGGGUGAUGCGGGCAGAUUCGCGGGGAAGGAGGAGGACACGGUGCCUCUCCGCCUCGUGUACAGCCGCCACAACCACAGCCAGAUUACCCACGAUGAGCUCAGCACCAGGGUGAAGGCCAGCCCGGGCUCCACGCAGAUGGAGCACGUGUCCCAAGCAACCUUUCAAGUGGACGCUUUUGGGAAAACGUUCAUUCUGGAUGUGGAACUGAACCAUGAUCUCCUGUCGUCAGGGUACGAGGAGAGGCAUUUAUCGGAGAACGGGAAGAUUGUCGUCACCAGUGGUGGAGAGCACUGCUACUACCAGGGGAAGGUUAGAGACGCACCUCACUCCUUUGUGGCCCUCUCGACCUGUCACGGAUUGCAUGGGAUGUUUUUUGAUGGCAAUCACACCUACAUGAUUGAACCUGGAGAACGGUCCAACAACAGCGGAGAUCUACACAUCCACAUGAUAUACAGAUCUGCUGGACCAGAGGAACUGAGUGAUCUCUUCGGUGGGGAUUUACCAGAGCCACCUUUCCCCAGCCCUCCUUUUCCCGGGUCAAAAGUUGUGCACUGGAGAAAAAAGAGACAGGCUCCACAUUUCUCACGCAGCAUAGAAGAUGAGACCAAAUACAUAGAGCUUAUGGUGAUCAAUGAUCACGUAAUGUAUAAGAAGCAUCGUCUUUCCGUCGGGCACACGAACAACAACGCUAAGACAGUGGUCAAUAUCGCUGACAUGAUUUUCAGGGAACAGCUCAACACGCGGAUCGUGCUCGUUGCAAUGGAGACCUGGUCGGUGGACAACAAGUUCAACAUUGACGACGACCCCAUGGUGACGUUGAAGGAGUUCAUGAAGUACAGGAAGGACUUCAUCAAGGAGAAAUGUGACUCUGUUCACCUCUUUUCAGGGAAUCAGUUUCACAGCGGCUGGGGGGCAGCCUCCUAUAUGGGAGGAGUUUGUUCUCUCACUAAAGGAGGGGGAGUUAAUGAGUACGGUAAAACCAAUGAGAUGGCCAUCACCUUGGCUCAGUCUUUGGGUCAGAACAUCGGCAUUUUCUCCGACAAGAAGAGGAUCCUCAAUGGCGAAUGUAAGUGUGAUGAUCGAUGGGCAGGCUGUAUCAUGGAUGACAUUGGUUUCUACUUACCUAAGAAGUUUUCUGAUUGUAACGUGGAAGAGUACCACAACUUUCUGAACAGUGGGGGAGGAUCCUGCCUCUUUAACAAACCUCUGAAGCUGCUGGACCCCCCAGAAUGUGGUAACGGGUUCGUGGAGCCGGGAGAAGAGUGUGACUGUGGCAGUCCAGCGGAAUGUGCCAGAGAGGGAGAGAACUGCUGCAAGAACUGCACCCUGACCAAAGGCUCCAACUGUAGUAACGGGCUGUGCUGCAGAAACUGUCAGAUGGAGCUCAUGGGAGUUUUGUGUCGAGAUGCGGUGAACGACUGUGACAUACCAGAACAGUGCACAGGCAACUCCAGCCAGUGUCCACCAAACGUGCACAAGAUGGAUGGUUACACUUGUGAAAAAGAUCAAGGUCGCUGCUUCAAUGGAAGAUGCAAAACCAAAGACAGACAGUGCAAGUACAUUUGGGGAGAAAAGGCAACAGCAGCUGACAAGUUCUGCUAUGAAAAGCUCAACAUUGAGGGGACAGAAAAAGGAAACUGUGGGAAGGAAAAAGACACCUGGAUCCAGUGCAACAAGCGAGACGUUCACUGCGGCUACCUGCUGUGCUCAAACAUCUCACCUGCCCCGCGGCUCGGGGAGCUGCAGGGAGGACUCACCUCCUUCUCAGUCGCUCAACAAGGUGCCUCCCUGGACUGCAGUGGCGCACACGUGCUGAUUGACGGAGACACAGACCUGGGAUACGUCGAGGACGGGACGGCCUGCGGGACGGACAGCAUCUGUUUGGAUCACAAGUGUUUGCCGAUCGAACAGUUCAAUUUCAGCACCUGCCCCGGAAACACAGACAAGACCAUCUGCUCCGGACACGGAGUGUGCAGCAACGAGCUGAGGUGUGUGUGCGACCUGGGCUGGACAGGAGACGACUGUUACUCCAGGUCCCCGUUCAGUCUAGUGGUGGGACCAGCUCCUCCCGUUUCAGGUAUCACCAGCACCAACAUCAUCAUCAGUGCCAUCACUGGCUCCAUCCUCUUCCUCGCUCUCAUACUGGCAGUCACAGCCUGGUGCUACAAGAGCUACAAAAAGAGACGAUAUGUUGAGUCCGAGGUUCACAGAAGAUUCUGCCGACAAAUCCCCCCCGGUGACUAUGUCACCAAACCCGGGGAUGCAGAUUCAUUUUACAGCGACAUGCCUCCAGGCGUCAGCACCAACUCCGGAUGCAGCUCCAAGAAGAGGUCAGCCUGCCUGUCCCACCUGCAGAUUUGCACGCUGUCCUUCACUCCAUCCUUUCCAUCCAUUUCUCAGAACAUCUCAGUGUUUGGCUUCAGAUCUAAUGGCCUGUCUCACUCAUGGAGCGAGAGGAUUCCAGAUGCCAAACACAUCACCGACAUCUGUGAAAAUGGGAGACCACGAAGCAACUCGUGGCAAGGAAACCUGAGUGGUAAUCGGAAGAAGCUGAAAGGGAAGAAGUUCAGGGCUCGCUCCAACUCCACAGAGUAUUUAACCCCCCGCAACAAAACAGAGUUUUAUGAUGUAACUAAAUGGGUAGAAGAUGUGAAUAAAAACACUCAAGGACCUUUCCUUAGGACGCUAUCCCCUGCCAAGUCCCCUACUUCGUCUACAGGAUCCAUUGCAUCCAGCAGAAGAUACCCUUACCCCAUGCCGCCGCUUCCGGACGACCAGAGGAAAGCCAACAGGCAGAGUGCCAGGCUGUGGGAAACAUCAAUAUAACUGACUUUGCAGAGAGAUCCUAAAAGAAAUAAACAUUUCUCCUUUUCUACAAAUGGAAAACAGAAAACAAAAAAAAACAACAACAACAACAAAAUUGACUCUAAAGCUCCUACAGAGAGAGAAAGAGACAGAGAGUGGAGACCCCUAAAUAGAAAAAGGAUGCGGACAGGAGUCCGUCGGAGUUAGGGUGUACAAAUAUGUUCGAGGCGGUCUCUGCAAGAUAAACGCAGGGAAACGAGCCUCCUGGAGCUCCGCCCGAGCUGUUCGUUUUUGUUGCAAGCAUCAUAAAUCAGACUGGACCCCCACCCCCACCUCUCAUAGCCCGGCUCUUGUCACCGUCUCUUCGGACACCCUGACCCACCCUAAGGCAUCGGAGCUCCUGUUUGAAGGAAGCAGAGGAGGCAGGAAGAAGCCAAUGCAUCGCUCUUGAGUCUGAACCGACUGAUUUUGGCAGGAUGCGUUUGAAUCGAAAGUGCCCCGCUGCGUGCACGAGAGAAGCCCUGUUCGUCAGCUACAUCGUCCUGGGAUAAUUAAAGAAGACAAGAGCAGCGGCCUGACCUGGAAGGAAAGCACACAUCUGCAUUAAAACCAACCCACGUGUCGCCUGUUAUGUUUCACAUCAUGAACCAAUCCUGCGCUCCUUUUCUUCUUCUUCUUCUUCUUCUUCCCCCAAAAUUUGCUGAAGUGUGUGUAAAUAUGUACAGUAAAAUACACACCGAGUAAGCGUGUGCUUUUAUUUUGAAAGACAAAAGCAUAGAGUAUACUCAUCUCACGGUUUUUGCUGUAGACAAGAGGCCGAUGUCUGUAUAGGAAUAUAAAGACCCUGCAUUGUUCUGUCAGGGUUCCCCUUUUUUUGUGUCUUUCUGGGAGCUCUUUGUCGCUUUAUCCAUCAGCAACAGAAUGUGUCUUUAUUUUUUUUUUUUACGUCAUCCUGGCGUUAUUUUCUUCUAAUCUCUGUGAUAAACCUGCAGAUGAUUGUGACACAUUGGGAGCGUUACUUUAGACCAGUAUUAUUUUAGCAUAAUUAAUAUAGUUUUCCGUGCCAUUUCCCCCUUUUUGAGGUAUAAAUGGACUCGGAUGUGUUUGCUGUAGUUUAUAGAAGUCCCACUUAUCACUCAUGUUGUUUUUGGAAAUGUGCUGCCCCCUUUUUCACAGGAAGCCACUCACUACACGUCACUUGAAUGUGAGACAGAGAGACGAAUGUGGUCGGCCGAACUCGGAAAGGACUUUCCAUGUGUGUUUCGGAUUUAGCCGUGAAGGGUUCGAGACGUUUCAGCCUUUGUAAAUGAUUAACUAUUGCUGUACAGUGCUUGCUGUUUGAGCUUGUGAAGACCAAUGGCAUGGCAGUUCUAUAUCGAACCUUAAGUUAUAUCUCUGGUUGGCUUAACUGUGAGGCCAGAACAGGGAGAACGAGCAUGUCACUGAAAGUCUUUAACCCUGCUCCGUUUGUCUUAAUGAGGUUUGUGUCCCGCCGCCGCUCAGCAGCGGGGCGUCAGAGUAAAGUCGCGUUUCUGUCGCACCUGUGCAGCUAUUUAGGGUGGAUGUCUUGGUGCCUGCUUCCUAACGGCAAGUCCUUUGUACAGUUGCGACUCGUUGCUCUACCUUGCGUAGAGGCCGUCCUCUUAAAGCUCUGGGUUUGUCAUUUUACUAGUGUUUCUGUUCCUCUUUAACGUGUCGUAGUUCAUGUAUGCCGCAUUAGAUCUGUAUAGGUGAACCCAUCCUCACAAUGUUGAACUAAUAAUGCCUCUAUCAUCUUGUUUUGUUUUUUUUAAGUAUCUUUUCAACGUUCAUCUUUCUGUCAGCAUUACAGGGUUCCUACAAAUGUUCACUUUCAAAAUCCCCGAGUCUUCCAGGCUCGUAAUCCUAGAUCAGCAGUUUUUAUUCUGGACAUUUGAGUUUAACAGGCUGACCUACAGUCACAUUUAAAAAAAAGUAUUUGUCUUUUAAGCUUCGUUUUUUUUUGACAAGCUAAAACGUUUCAGCUCAACCAUAUUUUAACUUUACAGAAACAUAAUCAAAGUAAAUAAAAAGUGCAGCUUUAAAAUAGUGAUUUAUUAGGGGAAAAAAGCAAUUGAAACCAUCCUGGUUCUAUUUGAGAAAGUAAUUACCCCCUUAAUUUAAUAAUUGGUGGUGCCCCCCAAUAACUGCCAUCCAGCAUUUGUGAUAAUCGGCACCGAGUCUUUAACAUCACUGUAGGGGAGUUAUAAUUAAACAUGGGCCCAAGUUGGUUUGGAUAGCUUUUUUCCCCCUGAAUAAAUAAAAUCAUCAUUUGAAAACAUUUGCAUUUACUAAUUUAUAUUUAUCCAUAUUAACUUUAUCUAAAAGGUGACAAAAACGUAAAUAUGUAAAGGCGUUUUUUUUUUUAAGAACCAGCAGUCUAGUUUAAAAGCCUGACUGAAGAAGGUUUAGAGGCUAAAACAGCAGUGAAUUUUUUAAUUUCUAAACAAAUGUCAUAAUCCGUAACUCAAAGAUAAAAAACGCCAGUCAGUUGGACGAUAGCUUGAGUUGUGAUUUGGCAAAUCUUGGAUAAAAAAGUAAAGUACAAUUUAAACAUAUUUAUUCUUCAAAAGGUUAGGAUUUCCCCAUCUCUAUUUUUCCUACACUUGUCCAGACAAGGAAAAAAUUAUUCCUAUUCCCAACUUUUCAAAGACUGUAGGAACCCUGGCAUUAUGUACAGCAACAAUUCAACCGGUAAUUAAGUGCUUUGUUGUAACAUUUGUUUUCUUGGCUCUA